AUGCCAGCGGAAGAUGCCAGACCCCGUCAAGUGACCAGCCUGUCCUUUCGCUUCCGGUCGCUGUCCAUCAGCGCAUUUAUCCUGAAACUGUGGUGCCUAAAUAAAGUAGCCGGCGACGUAUCGGAUGAUGCCUUUGUCGUCGCGCUGGUCAGCGGCAAGAUAAAGGUCACGCUCAGCGCAGAAGCCAUAAUGAACGACAAGUUGGAAUGGACGGUCGGUGAAACGCUCAACGAUGACAAAUGGCAUUUUAUCAAAUUUCACCGGCAUGGAAAAUUCGUCAAAAUUAUACUGGAUAAUUACGAACUGGCCGAAACAUCCGCCACCCUGGACGGCAUCUCCCUGCACUAUAGCCGGCUGGACCUAGGCAAGCAGCCCGGCACCCGCUCCAAGAAGUUCAUUCGAGCCUCCCGCUUGCCGCUGACCUCCUCCCACCGCCCUCCACCCCCGGCGUCCCCGCCCUCCACCCGGCCCCUCCCGCCCUUCCGGGGCCACCUCCAGAACCUCCACCUGGACACCACCGACGUCCUCACUCGCCUCCAAACCACGCCCGUGGACCCCGGACCCUCCAGCUUCUCCUUCCAAAGCCCCGAGGCCUUCGUGACCCACGAGCCCCUCCAGGCCGACCCCCAGCUCUCCCUCCGCUUCGCCUUCCGCACUGUGCAGACCACCGGGCUGAUCCUAUUCAACGGGAAGUACGCCCAGGACUUUAUCGCCGUGGAAUUGGUCCACGGGACGCUCCCCCUCGUCUUCGACAUGGGCAACGGCGCCCAGAGCCUGUCGUCCAGCAGCCGGCGUCCCUUAAACGACAACCUGUGGCACAGUGUGGAGAUCGGCCGACCCGGGCGGACAGACCACGUCCUGGUGGUGGACGGGGAGAAGUGGGUGUUGGUCGACGUCAAGGAGAAGUCCCGGCUGAACCUCCAGGGGAGUCUGUAUGUCGGGGGACUUCCCAAGCGGAUGUUCGCCAGUCUCCCGCGGUCAGUGCGGGCGCAGACGGGGUUUUCGGGGUGUCUGGCGGGGUUGACGAUCAACGGGGUGGUGGCGGAUUUGGUGGGCGGGGUCAAGGUCAAGAGCGACAUGGUCGUGGCGGGGUGCCAGGGUCCCCGCGGGGAGUGCGGGAAGGGCGCGGUGUGUCAACAUGGCGGACGGUGUGUGCAGCAGUGGAUGGGAUUUCGGUGUGACUGUGAUAUGACGUCUUUCACCGGAAGUACUUGCUCAAACUAUAGCACUGCCUACCGGUUCGGCCCGCUGCCGGGCUUGGUGAUUUAUCAUUUCGAUGCGGCACAACGGCCGGAUUCGCGAUCUGACCGCAUCGCUUUUGGGUUGGUGAAGUCGGAAGACGAGGCGCUCUUCUGCCGCAUCGGCAGCUUCACAUCCGAAGAUGUGAUUGAAUUCCAGAUUGUUGCCGGCCACCUGUUUGUCGUGUACAAUAUGGGCAAUUAUGCGCAUUUAAUCAGCGAUUUUCAGCACCGGUUACACGACGGUCGGUACCACGUGGUGCGGUUUGAACGCGAUGGUGCCAAUGCCACGCUGCAGAUUGACGGGCACGAGCCGGUUACAAAAGUUCCAUCAGGCAAACAACACGACAUCUUCAACGGCAUCUCCACGGUGGAGAUCGGCGGCAAACUCAACGCCCGCCACGACGACAUCGAGCGGGCCUUCCAGGGCGUCAUUGCCGGUCUGGUCAUCAACGGCAUCCGCAUCCUGGAUCUGGCAGCCGAUGCCGACGGGAACGUGCUGCUGGAAGGUCAUCCGGAGCUGGUCAGCGACAUGGAGAAGGAACUACAGGCGACGAAUGCCUCCUUCCCCGAGAAACAGCAGCCAGCGGAAUGGAUAGACCAGAUGCAGCACACCGACGUCACCCACCACGGACCGGACACCAAAGCGUCUGAUGAUCUGUUUGUCGCCACGCCGGCGCCCUGUAAAGUAGAAGAUACCGGGUGUACACUGACCAACAGUCAGAAAAAUGACGAUCUGAUUUUUGCAUCCUUCACUAUUGUGAAGACAACGACAGUAUUCCCGAAAACGACGACAACGGCAUCGACGUUGUCGACCACUGCCAAACGGGUGAUUUCCUCACCGCGCUCAGUAAUCUGUGAUGACGAAGAAGACUGUGAUACGGAGGCGUCCGGCGAUGCCAGCCCUCUGGCCGCCCGCUCCGCCCUCUCCCGGUCCACGCGCCCGCCAAUCAUCAUCAACGUGACCUUUACCACCCCGCCGCCCUUCACCACCCCCGCCUCCCUCUUCCGCACCGCCGAGUCUAUCCAGACGCCCUUCCCCAAACCCACCUUCACCGUCACCCCGCCCCCCGGGAAACUGGGCACCUACCCGACGUUCCCGCCGGCCCCAGUCCUCUCCACCACCGCAGCACCUGGAGGUAAUCCCCUGGACAUCUUCCGGGAGAACGCGGCGCUGAUCGCCGGGAUCGCGGUAGGCGUGGUCAUUCUGGUGGCGUUGAUUGUGUUCCUGGCGGUGCGCUAUCGCAAGAACGGCCGCCCAGCGACGACCGCCGCGGCGGCCGACGGCGCCAAGACCUACCAGACCUUCAGUAAGCCCGAGCCGAGUCCGGCCGGGACGAUGCAGCGCAACGGGCAUGCUCGGCCGGUGCAGACCGGCGGAAAUGGGACGAUGGGGCGGAACAAGGAUAAAGAGUAUUAUGUCUGA
Molecule: messenger RNA, 2664 nt
Organism: Paramacrobiotus metropolitanus
Lineage: Eukaryota; Metazoa; Tardigrada; Eutardigrada; Parachela; Macrobiotidae
Product: neurexin-1-like
Exons: 8
Coding region: 1-2664 (887 amino acids)
Source: RefSeq, a predicted model, not a curated record